AUGAAUCGCACACUCACAGAUAAUACCAGAGCCAUAAAUGUGGUCCCCAGCCUCGGUGCUCCUCAACAAAGGACGAUUUUUGCCAAGGAGAGAAUAUCCAUCCCAGGAUACUACGAAAUUAUCCAAUUCCUAGGCAAGGGCGCCUAUGGGACAGUAUGCUCCGUGAAGUUUAAAGGUCGGAACCCUGCCGCUAAGAUAGCGGUUAAGAAAAUCAGCAACAUCUUUAAUAAGGAGAUCCUUUUGAAAAGGGCAAUCCGUGAGUUGAAAUUCAUGAAUUUCUUCAAAGGCCAUAAAAAUAUUGUUAAUCUAAUCGAUCUCGAGAUAGUGACGAGCUCACCUUACGACGGGCUGUAUUGCUACCAGGAACUAAUUGAUUAUGAUUUGGCCAAAGUCAUACAUUCGUCCGUGCAACUCUCGGAGUUCCAUAUCAAGUACUUUCUUUACCAGAUCCUGUGCGGGCUAAAGUAUAUACACAGUGCAGAUGUCAUCCACCGAGAUUUGAAGCCUGGGAACAUCUUGUGCACUUUGAACGGAUGUUUAAAGAUCUGCGAUUUUGGCCUCGCUAGGGGUAUCCAUGCCGGGUUUUUUAAGUGUCAUUCCACUGUGCAGCCCCAUAUAACCAAUUACGUUGCUACAAGAUGGUACAGAGCACCUGAGCUGCUUUUAUCCAACCAACCAUAUAACAAGUCCGUCGACAUAUGGGCUGUAGGGUGCAUUCUUGCAGAAUUCUAUGCUCGAAAGCCCGUAUUUAUGGGACGUGACUCCAUGCAUCAGAUUUUUGAAAUCAUCAAAAUCUUGGGCACUCCCGAUAAAGAUCUUUUGAUCAAGUUUGGUACCAUUAAAGCUUGGAAUCUAGGCAAAAACAGUAAUAAUCCUGUAUAUAAGAAAAUCCCAUGGUCCAACAUUUUCCCCUUUGCCUCGCAUGAAGCUAUUAAUCUUAUAGAUUCCUUACUCCAUUGGGAUUCGACACAUAGGUUAAAUGUGGAGCAAGCCAUAUCACAUCCGUUCCUGGAUGAAGUGCGAAAGCCAGAUGACGAGCCCGUUUGUCUCCAAGGUCCCUUCGACUUCACUUAUGAAUCCGAGCUGGAUUCGAUGUCCAAAUUAAGAGACUACUUGAUUGAGGAAGUGAAUGGAUUUAAAACCGAGUUGUCCUCCUCGUCUUUAUAG
Messenger RNA from Saccharomyces paradoxus, 1167 nucleotides. It is a transcript of the gene SMK1, whose product is annotated as mitogen-activated protein kinase SMK1. The transcript has a single exon. NCBI's taxonomy places the organism in Eukaryota, Fungi, Ascomycota, Saccharomycetes, Saccharomycetales, Saccharomycetaceae. The coding region runs from base 1 to 1167 and encodes 388 amino acids. Gene Ontology annotation, molecular function: ATP binding; protein serine/threonine kinase activity. Gene Ontology annotation, cellular component: cytoplasm; nucleus. The record is from RefSeq and is a predicted model, not a curated record. Gene Ontology annotation, biological process: protein phosphorylation; intracellular signal transduction.